AUGGCUCCUCCACCUAGCAGGAAGCAAAAGAACGACGACGUCAAGUCUCCCAUCGUCUUCACCUGCCCAGGAUUUAAGCCGGAUGCCCGCCUUAUGGUCUUCGAUCAAGAGUUUCAGGUUCUUUCCCCUAUGUUGAAAUUGAACUCGGCAUUCUUUCGCAAGUUCUUCGACUCUCCUGAUAAAGCUCCGACCAACAAAGCUUCUUCUCGAAUCGGACUUGGAUCAUUCACGACUUUUAAGUACGAUUGGAUUACGAUUGUCGAUGCGGCCCUUCUCGCCAUUUCAAUCCCCGAAGACGAACUACAGACACAAUUGGAAAGUCUUAGAGGAGAUAGGAAAUCGAGCGGCAUCUAUGAUCUUAUCGUGGCAUUCGAGAAGCUGCUGUGCGCAAUUUUUGCUCGGCCAUAUCAACUCCAAGACACGGAGCAGCUACUACUUAUGGUUGACCUUGCCGACUACUAUCACGCUCUCCCAAUCCUCUCUCGAACCCUCGACGGUGCUUUGAUCAACAGUCCAAUCUUUUGUCAAGAUAUCGGAAAUUACUGUACUGAACUGUUCGUUGCGGCUGCCAAAUUGAGAAAUGCGCUUCUCUUCCGCGAGUGCCUUAUUUGGGUUGUCGGACCUCACCGAACGCCUAAGUACGAAGACUUGAGCGAUCAGAAACUUCGACUGGUUGCGAGAUGUGCACAUGGGGAUAUAUCUACCAAAGACUCGGAUAACUUCGAAGCCCAGUCUGACGAGUUGUUCAAGGAUAUGGGCCAACAUCACUCUGAGCAUGGUGAGGGUCUAAUAGACUAUGCAUGGUGGUUCAGGGAUCUUAACGACAAGUGUCUCUUGCAUGAGCAUGACCUUCUGGGCUUGCUAGACAACAAGUUGGUUCUGGACAACAUGAUUCACACAGCUGGGGGUGUUAGAUUCCAGGAUCAUUUCUUUUGUGCUACGAUCAGCGAUGAGGAGCUCCCUUGGGAUGUCAACAAGACUGAUUGGUAA
Mollisia scopiformis is the source of this 990-nucleotide messenger RNA. RefSeq lists its product as uncharacterized. The record is from RefSeq and is a predicted model, not a curated record. Lineage: Eukaryota; Fungi; Ascomycota; Leotiomycetes; Helotiales; Mollisiaceae. The transcript is spliced from 5 exons. Bases 1 to 990 code for a protein of 329 amino acids.